Messenger RNA from Seriola aureovittata, 4264 nucleotides. RefSeq names its product mitochondrial elongation factor 1 (gene mief1). Gene Ontology annotation, biological process: positive regulation of mitochondrial fission; mitochondrion organization. Lineage: Eukaryota; Metazoa; Chordata; Actinopteri; Carangiformes; Carangidae. The coding region runs from base 148 to 1587 and encodes 479 amino acids. The transcript is spliced from 5 exons. Gene Ontology annotation, cellular component: mitochondrial outer membrane. The record is from RefSeq and is a predicted model, not a curated record.
GUCAAUACCCGCAGACAAGGAGGACGCACUGAAGAGGGGCCAGUUCUUCCUCAACAGCCAACUGGGUGGGCUUAUGUAGGGGAAGGGGCCACAGGUCAUCUGGAGGAGGGUUAAAGGUUGUCUGGAGGUUUAUCUCCCAGUGGCAGGAUGGCCGGGGUGAAUGGAGACCGUAAAGGAAAGAAAGAUGACAAUGGGAUUGGCACGGCCAUCGACUUCAUGCUUUCCAAUGCCAAGCUGGUGCUGGGAGUGGGCGGAGCAGCCAUGCUCGGCAUCGCGACACUAGCUGUCAAAAGAAUGUAUGACCGUGCCAUAAGCGCUCCCACCAGCCCCACCAAGAUGGAGCAGACAGGAAAGAGAAGCUGGGAGGAGCCCGCCUGGAUGGGUUCGUCACCUCGGGUAUUGAACCAUGACAUGAAGUCCACAGUUAGCAGGUCGCUACAGUCUCUGCCCACUUCCGCACAUGCUUUUGAACCAGACUGUCUGCGGAGGGCCAUGGGUCGAGCUGCCGUGGGAGGCAGUGGGGCCACUCAGUCCGACCUGCUGAAGGCCCGGAUGCGUUUGUCCCUGCAGGAACAUCUGUGGGAGUUCUACCAGAGUAAUGUGAACAUCCCGACCGAGGAGCAGGCCGUGGCCAGGAGGGCAGCGCUGGACAUCUGUGCGGAGCUCAGAGUGUUUCUUCACGCCAAACUGCCCGACAUGCCGCUCAGAGAGAUGUACCUGAGCGGCAGUCUGUAUGAUGACCUGCAGGUGGUUACAGCAGACCACGCCCAGCUCAUGGUGCCUCUUGUCUUGGAGAAGAACCUGUGGUCGUCCAUCCCCGGGGAGGACACCAUCAUGAAUGUCCCAGGUUUCUGGCUCGUCCGCAGGGAGAACUUGGAAUAUUUCCCGCGGAACAGCAGCUACUGGGACCGCUGCAUGGUGGGAGGUUACCUCUCCCCUAAAUCAGUCCUGGAGGUCUUUGACAAGCUUGUGGCUGGCUCCAUCAACUGGCCGGCUAUAGGGAGUGUCCUCGACUACAUCAUCCGUCCUGUGGUUCCCUCGGAAACGCUGACCCUGGAGGUACAGUACGAGACGGACAGGAGGCUGUACGUGGACUUCUUACCGUUGCUUGUGAUGGAGGACGGGACCUCGCUGAUCGCUAAACCACAUCGGCUUGCUGCGGAGCGCCACGAAAACCUGUGGCGGCAGAGCUUCCGCGUGGCUGAGACGGCGCGGCUUAGGGCUCUGGAUCAGGAGGACGGAGGCUGCCGAUGCGCCUGCCUAAAGGUGGCGAAGGCGGUGUGCAAGCUCAACCCUGCCCUUAACCGGCUCAACGCCAGCCAGCUCACCAACGCCAUCUUGUUGCUGAGCGAAAAAGAAGGCGACUGGACCCAGGAAGCACUGGCUGACCGCUUCCUUCAGCUGCUACGAGCGCUAGUGGGACACCUAGAGGCCGGGAGGCUGCCGUGCGCCCUCAGCCCUAAAGUUAACUUAUUCUGUGAGCUGACAGAACAGGAAGUGGACGAGCUGGGCUACACGCUCUACUGCGCCCUCUCAGAUCCCGAGGGGCUGCUGAGAACUGCUGUGGCACAACCUUUCCACCCCUAAGGCCCUCGUCACCUCGCAGCAACAGGGCGGUGAAACGUCAAACACAGGUUCUGUGUCGGUGUCCUCGCACCAGAACGAGGUUCCAGUGGACGAAAAAAAAAACAAACAAAAAAAAAAACAUCUGCAUGGAAUCUUCCUCUCUCCUAAAAAACACGAUCUGUUAAUCAAUACCUCUUCAAACAUCUGUGAGGAAAAUGUGAAACACACGGUAGCAGUUACUUAGUUACUUGAUCAGUUUCUUAAAAAUCUGUAUGUGGUGUGAUCAUCCAAAUAUCUCGGUGUGAGAUGGAGGUGAAGGGUCAUCGGAGUUCACGGCUCUCACUGAAGCCAUUGUAUUAAUGAAGCGACGGAGGGGCGGAGCUCUGGAUCGAUUGGUCCGCCUGAAAAAUGGAUAACGCCAUACUUGAGCUCUUUUUAACCGGUUGGAGAGUUUUUCUGUUUUUUAGGAACAGCUGAGGUUACCGUGGUUACGGUGUUGACUGUUUUUAAGACGGGUCGGUGCCACUGUGUCGAGGGAUAGUAUGUAAAGCUGAUUGUGUGUACGCCGACCCCCGAAGAAGCUAAUAAAUUGUCAUGACUCAAUGUUCUUGAGUUAAAAGAGACGAGCCAACUUUUCUUUGCUAGCAGACAAAAUAUUAAACACUGCAAAGUUUUGUUGAAGCUUUUGUAAAAAAACAAACAAAAAACAAAACUUCAUUAAUACAGUGGCCACAUUCAAAGACGUAUGCUUUACAUGUUUCCAGUGAUGUGAGAAACCAAACUUUAGGCUGUGUUUGGAAUGUCUGCAGCUUGCAUGUGUUCGCUACCUAAUCUAAUCAAUCGAAUGGGUGAAUAUAAUCUAUACUGACCCGUGCUUUGAUGACUGUUUCUAAUAUUUCACUCCAUUCAACAGUGAAUCUGAUAUAUGAAAUUUAAUGUACAUCCGCGGACGGAAUAUAGUAGCAUUUAUGACGGAGGUGGAUGCAGUUUCUGAUUUGUUGGUGAUUUCAUGAAAUCUGAACCAAAAGUAGUUACCACCAUUUUAUCAUCCGGUGAAAUGUUUCCAUGUGACUGACUGUCUGUCUUGAUACAGAGCCACUCUUUGUCUGUCUGUCUGCAGUCGGUUUCUUCUCCAGUCUUAACACUUGUUGCUUUGGUUGCACGGGGGCCGAGAUGCUUUAUCAAUAAAUCUUAAACCUCUGUCACGGGUUAUUUUUGCACCGUCAAGCUGUUCUGCAGCGGUGUUCGAGUUUGACGCUCUUUAAGUGCUGUUGUCUACUGGUUUUUGCUUUAAUUUAAAUCACAGUUCAGAUCCUCUUUGGUCUAGAUCAUUACAGUCACAUGUAGACUGCUUCAUAUCGCGUACGCUUGCUUUAGGCUGGGUCUAGAUCUUUGUAGCGGGGGUGUUCCCUUGGUUGGACGUUGUAGUUUCCAGAAACUGUUCCUCUACAGUGUCAGAGCAACAACUAAUCUGCAGGAGGUCUCGUUGCGUUUGGUGAAUUAGUCUCAGUAUUAACUUCAGCUCUGGUCUCGGUUUCCGUUCGAGCAUGGAGCCAGUUACCUCUGUAGUACUGUGUUUGUGUGCGCAUACCUGUGCACGUUUUUUUAAGUCCACAUUAAACCCUGAUUAACUUAGAGGUACUGAUCUGGCCCUGUCUGUCUUUGAGUAGCUAGCCAGACGUGGAUUAGUGUGACGGUGCUGUCACUGCCACUGUACUGCAACUACAACCCACAGCCCUGAUCAGCUGUUGUUAUGUGACCUGUGGUGAUUAUAGCUACCACCAGGCUGUAUAUUAAUAGAUUACAGGUGCUAAUCUCUGUAGAAUAUGAUCUGAUCAAGGGGGAUCUACUCACAGAUCCUCAGUUAUAUAAACAGCAGCUUUGAUAGCCGAGGUUUUUCCGAUGUUAGAUUAGCCUGGUACUCAGUGGAGCUUCAUUAAUUUAAGCCGCACGGCUCCACAUGUUGCGUCAGCUCACUCCUCAGUGGGCGGAGUAACUGUCGAGUUUAUUGCAUCUCUUCUCUAAAUUAGCACUCGAAAUACGUUGUCCAAAAUAAUCACAUGGCUGCUUUUUUUUUUUUUUGUUGUUGUUCUCACUUUUAGCCUUAGACUGGAAAAUAAAAAAAAAUUUAAAAAUGCAGUGAUAUGGAGCGAGUGUCGCCUCAAUCCCCGUCCCAGUUUGUACACUGUACAAAGUGGAGGGAUCAGGGUUGUUUAUACUUCUGUUGUGCAUUCAGUUAAAAUAAUCAUCCGGAGAAACAGGUGAAUAUUUUUGUAUUUAUUGUACAUUUGUAACCAAAAAAAAAAAAAGAAAAGAGCCGAAUAUUUAUUUGCAUCGAUUCAGUUCUACGUGUGAAGUGUCACUCGUGCUUCAUUAAGUGCUUUGUUCUGGACGUCCACAGUAGAUCUUUGUGUGCAUAUGAAGCGUCUUCCUCCGCAGACCUAGUUUAUGCUACAAAUUACUGCUGUGACGAGGGGGAGUCACUGUGCCACAUUUGUAAUGUUAUUGUAAAACCAGACCCAAAGUAGAUCACUACCUCUACCUUGUGGAGUGCAUACUAGCCAUAUGCUGUGUUGCAUGCCGUGUAUUUUAUUUUAUUUUUUUUCCCAGCUUUUCUUUUCUUUUGUUUUCAGUUCAGCUCUGGAGUUGAACAGUGCAGCACUUUGUAUACUUCAUUAAAUGACAUUCUGUAUGGUUA